This is a messenger RNA of Sungouiella intermedia, 489 nucleotides long. NCBI's taxonomy places the organism in Eukaryota, Fungi, Ascomycota, Pichiomycetes, Serinales, Metschnikowiaceae. The record is from the annotation of a GenBank genome assembly.
AUGAAGGACGAUACUGAGCUAGAUACGUUUCUUCCUAAGACCAGCUUGGACUCCUCAACUACAGUGGCUGCGAACUCUGGACGGGGAAAGACAAGAACCAAAGUUCAGUUCGUGACAGUAGACUCUGAUGGUUGGGUAAAAAGGGCAGACGUUGUAUUUGUUUUUGAUGAAGACUACACUAUCAUACAAGCUGCAGAGCACGCUAUUGCUCAUUUUCCAGACCCAGAAUCGGCUCCGCCUUUUAAUGAAGUUUGCGUUUUCUUCCAAGAGGGUGACGGGAAGAAGAGGAUCGCGAUUACAGAUGUCAAUGUAAACGUACAUUCCAUGUUCUCGAAUAUCGAUACAAUGAUAGUGGCAAAUGACCGUAAUGUGUUCAAGAUUGAAGCACAUAUGGAGGAUAAGUGUGCGUGCAUUGUUUUCUUGGUUGUUUUUGUCUUAUUCUGCGCAUUUAUAGGCACAAUGACAUAUUUUGCUAGGCACAAUCGAUAA